Molecule: messenger RNA, 762 nt
Organism: Echinostoma caproni
Lineage: Eukaryota; Metazoa; Platyhelminthes; Trematoda; Plagiorchiida; Echinostomatidae
Source: the annotation of a GenBank genome assembly
AUGGAUUUAUCCAAACCCGAGCCCUCUGAUCAACCAUCUUGGUCCCUACAAGGUUGCCCUAAGGGUUGGAAAACAAUCCGUGGUACUUUUGUAGCUGUCAAUGCAUUUCUCAUAAGCUGUCGUUGUUCUCGAGCUGCAAGUGGUCCGUCUCCUUGGGCUCAUCUGGGCGACGGCUGUAUCGAUCUCAUUCUAAUACGCGAAUGCUCUCGGGCAAAGUUCCUUCAGUUCCUUGUUCGGACCGCGAAUGUGUCCGUGGAUAUGAACAACAGUAGUCAGAGUCCGUUCGAAUUACCCUUCGUUACCGUGGAACGUGUUUCCGCUUUCAAGUUUCGGAACUCUCCAGCUUCAGAUACGGAAAUGCCUGUCUUCGAUGAUUCCAGAGCUCCUUGUGACGAAGACUCGAGGGAAGCAAUUUCUCCAUGGUCUCAAACGGUUGAUGAGAAACCGAAAAAUAAAUCCUCCUCUGGGUCGGGCCAGUCGAAACGAUCCAUUUGGUGCGCAGAUGGGGAACUGUUGCAUCAUGAAAAUAUCUCGGUGCACGUUCAUCGACAACUUCUUCACAUUUUCGCGCGCGGCCUCGAACCCCGUCGCCCAAAUCGCGACUGUCCGGAUCAGGGAUCUGUUCAAAAGCACUGCAAUGAACUGUUCGACGCUGUCGUGGCUAGUGCACCAUCACCGUCAAAAUCGGUCUACUGUAUACCAAUGCCGGACUUAGUCCGUACACGUUCCUCAAAUGUGAUUAUGAUCUCCGCAGCACCAUGA